AUGGUGUUUGUCAGGUUCAACUCCAGCCAUGGCUUCCCCGUGGAGGUGGCUUCGGACAGCAGCAUCCUGCAGCUCAAGGAGGUGGUUGCCAAGCGACAGGGAGUUCCAGCUGACCAGUUGCGUGUGAUUUUUGCAGGGAAGGAGCUCGGGAAUGACUUGACACUGCAGAGUUGUGACCUGCCGCAGCAGAGUGUUGUUCAUAUUGUUCAGAGUCCACAGCAGAGCAGUCAGAGAAAGGAUGAAGAUAACCGUGCUGGAGGUAGUCUAAAAGGCUUGAAAAGAGAACCUGAAAGUCUAACUCGUGUGGAUCUCAGCAGCAGCAUCCUCCCGUCUCUCUCUGAAGGGUUAGCUGUUAUUCUGGAUAAUGAAAGCAGAAGCACUUCUCUUCCCUCUGACAAAUCAGGUGCUGCUAAUUACAACAGCUUUUACGUUUUUUGCAAAAGUUUCUGCCACGCCGUGAAACCUGGGAAACUGAGGGUCCGCUGCAGUGACUGUAAGCAGGGGACGCUGACUCUGACAAGGGGUCCAUCUUGCUGGGAGGAUGUGCUGAUUUCAGAGAGAAUUACAGGUGUUUGCCAGUCCCAAAGCUGCAAUGGAACCGUUGCGGAAUUUUACUUUAAAUGUGGAGCGCACCCAACCUCUGCCAGUGAGACAUCUGUGGCUUUGAACCUCAUUACAACAAACAGUCGCUAUAUCACAUGCGUCACAUGCACAGACAUUAGGAGUCCCGUGCUGGUGUUCCAGUGCAUGCAUCGCCAUGUUAUUUGCCUUGACUGUUUCCAUUUGUACUGCGUGACUAUGCUGAACGACCGGCAGUUCACCCACGAUCCUGAGCUUGGUUAUUCCCUCCCUUGUGUAGCUGGCUGUCCAGACUCCUUGAUUAAAGAGCUUCAUCACUUCAGGAUUCUGGGGGAAGAGCAGUACAACCGCUACCAGCGCUAUGGGGCCGAGGAGUGCCUGCUGCAGAUGGGGGGAGUGCUGUGCCCCACUCCCGGCUGCGGAGCCGGCUUGCUUCCUGAACCUGGAGUGAGGAAAAUUGUCUGUGAACCCAACAAUGGAUUUGGCUGUGGGUUUGUGUUCUGCCGUGAAUGUAAAGACGAGUACCAUGAAGGGGAAUGCAGCUCUGUCCUCGGUGCGCAAGGAGCUGUGGCCCGGAAGGGUUAUGUGGUUGAUGAAGAGGCAGCCGCGCGAGCCCGAUGGGAAGAGGCUUCUAAAGAAACAAUCAAGAAAACAACCAAGCCGUGCCCCAGCUGCCACGUUCCAGUGGAAAAAAAUGGGGGCUGCAUGCACAUGAAGUGUCCUCGCCCGCGCUGCAGGUUCGAGUGGUGCUGGAACUGUGGCCUGGAGUGGAACAGGACCUGCAUGGGAGACCACUGGUUCGACUAGCAGCUCCGUGGUGCUGAGGCCGGCCGGCGUCGCAGCUGCUCGAGUUUGCUCUCACAGGG
Molecule: messenger RNA, 1445 nt
Organism: Nothoprocta perdicaria
Lineage: Eukaryota; Metazoa; Chordata; Aves; Tinamiformes; Tinamidae
Gene: PRKN
Product: parkin RBR E3 ubiquitin protein ligase
Exons: 12
Coding region: 1-1386 (461 amino acids)
Biological process (GO): regulation of cellular response to oxidative stress; regulation of mitochondrion organization; negative regulation of protein phosphorylation
Cellular component (GO): Golgi apparatus; ubiquitin ligase complex; cytoplasm
Molecular function (GO): zinc ion binding; ubiquitin conjugating enzyme binding; ubiquitin protein ligase activity
Source: RefSeq, a predicted model, not a curated record